Molecule: messenger RNA, 4310 nt
Organism: Plectropomus leopardus (leopard coralgrouper)
Lineage: Eukaryota; Metazoa; Chordata; Actinopteri; Perciformes; Serranidae
Biological process (GO): regulation of transcription by RNA polymerase II
Cellular component (GO): nucleus
Molecular function (GO): DNA-binding transcription activator activity, RNA polymerase II-specific; RNA polymerase II cis-regulatory region sequence-specific DNA binding
Source: RefSeq, a predicted model, not a curated record
UUUGUGUGCCCGGAGGGGCGGUGCAUGUCAUUCUGAUAGUACGCUGAAUAGGAAUCGCCUCAUCCGGGCGGCCCCGUAAAGCAAAACGAACGUACCACACUGCCAGUGGCCGGGCCAACGUUCCCCAGAAUGAACAACGUGUUUCAGGAAGAAGUUGGCGCCUGAAGCCCCGUAUGCGGUUAGCUAGCACGCUAACCGAAAGUAUGAAAGAUACUCCACUGUAGCGAUUUUUCUUUUCGUCGUUAUUAAAGAAUCCCAAAAAUGAACGACACGGAAUUCAGCGUCCCUCUGUCCUCGUUGGCUCUCCUGGUCCCACCGCUCCGGCUGAUGUCGGCAGUGAUGUGGGAAGUGGUUCGCCAGCGCAACAUAAAGCACUAUGGGAAGCUGGAGGAGUUUGUGUCCAUGGUAACAGAUGCAGUGCCUGAACUGAUGAGUAAAAGAGAAGGGAGGCUGCUCUCACUGGGCCUGAGAGCGAGGACAACUCUUGAGCUGUUGCGAUCUGAACACCCUGAAGAUCUCAAGGCUGUCGAGAGUCAUCUCAACCGAAUCCGAACUUCCUGCAUUGAGGAGACCAGUGAUCCUGUAAUUGAGGCACCAGAGGCGAACUUCAUGAAGCUGGUUCAAGGCCUCAUUGAAGACACGGAUGGCAGAGAGCACUUUCUCAAGAACGUGUUUCCAGUGGAGUACGGCCCAGACUUCGACACCGCUCUGGAGACUCUGGUUUGUGAAUUCUUCAGCAGGCUGGAGGAGCUGCUGCCAAUACCAGAUUUCAAACAGACUGCAUCCUGGAUCAGUGCCGCCCCCUCUGUGCUGGAGGAGUGCAUGCAGUGUGUCUCAAACGGAGAUGACCUUAAAUUUCUUCUCCAGAGUAAACAGUGCCACGGGAAGUUGGCUAAAAGCAGUGUUGCUCCGUUUCAGUCAGACGAUCUUCUCAUCCCGUCUCUGUCUCUUCCUCCGUCGCUGGAAGUCGCCAUCGCUUCCCACCCGAGCGCUUGUGACGAUGAAAAUAACGACGUUCCUCAGAUUGUCAUGUUUGAUGAAGAGCUGUCUACGAAUCCUUCCACUUCAACAGACUUCCCCGAAUCCCCAAAAAGGACCAAUAAUAUCCCGUCAUCUCCACGCAGGAGACAGCAGUCAGGGAUGCACAAAUGUCCCGAGUGUGACAAAUGCUUCAAGCAUCACUCCGUCCUCAUCGAGCACCAGAGAGUCCACAGCGGGCUGCAGCCUUACAACUGCUCCGAGUGCGGGAGAGCGUUCAGAACCGCCACGCUGCUGGCCGGUCACAGGCUGCGCAAAUGCAAAAAUGCUGCGUAUCUGUGCAUUAAAUGUGGGAACAGUUUUCCAACCUCACUGGACAAAUUCAGACACCACUGCCCAAAACGGGGCCGUAACUACGACUGCGGGCACUGCGGGAAGAGUUUUCAAAAGUCGAGCAGCUUAAAAGAACACGUGCUGACUCAUGUCCAAAGCCGCCUGUUCAAGUGCAGUCAUUGUGGGGUGGGUUUUUCAGGAAUCGGCGACUUGAAGUACCAUCAGCAGGUAGAUCAUGAAAAGCCUUAUCAGUGUAAGCAGUGUGGGAAGAGCUUUAUCUCCUCCAAGUGUCUGAGCAAACAUCAGCAGCGGCACGAAGAGGUCGGCGAAAUGGAGACCGCCAAGUUAAUGAGCGGAGGGAAACAUAGGAGGAGUGGCUCCGUUCAUCGUACCUCCUCUGCAUCCAUGUCCUCCAGAAAAAGCUCUGUGAAAGCCGUCUACCCGAGAGGACGAGUCACGCAUAAUUGUCCACUGUGUGGAAGGAGCUUUAAGUAUCGCUUUGAGUUUCUGGAGCACCAGAGGUUCCACACUGCCGUGAAGCCUUACAAAUGCUCCCAGUGUGGAAAAGCUUUCCGCACAGAAGCUCACCUCUCCAGACACAGGAAGAGAAAGUGUAAAAACGCCUCCCACAUUUGUACCAAGUGUGGGUGUCAGUUCAGGUCUCUGCACGAGCGUAUGAGACAUCAGUGCGUCCAGCUGCUGACGAAAUACGAGUGCUCUCACUGCGGAAAGACCUUCAAGAUGGCCCACCUGCUGAGGAACCACCAGAUGAGCGAACACCAGCUUCCCUACAGCCCCAACCAUCGCUUCAGGUGCAGAUACUGCGACGAGACGUUCCCCGGCAUCAGCGAGCUCAAGUACCAUCAGAGAGUCGACCAUGAGAAACCGUAUCAGUGUCAGGAAUGUGGCAAGUGCUUCCUGUCUGAAAAAUGCCUGGCCAACCACGAGCUGCGCCACAACGACGACAGACCGGAGAGCUGUCUCGUCUGCGGCCGCGGCUUCAGGAACCGCUACGACCUGAAGCAGCACAUGCGCACUCACACCGGAGAGCGGCCUUACCAGUGCACUCACUGCUCGCAGUGUUUCUCCACAGCAGGAGGCCUGAGGAGCCACACCAGAGUUCACACCGGAGAGAAGCCGCACGUUUGCCCAGACUGUGGAAAGGCUUUCUCCCAGAUGGGCGCAAUGCGCACCCACAGGCUCACCCACACAGGAGAAAGGCCUUUCAAGUGCACCGUGUGCGGCAAAGGUUUCACGAUGGCGCACAAGGUGACGGUUCACAUGCGCGUGCACACGGGCGAGCGGCCGUACGUGUGCUCUCAGUGUGGGAAAGCCUUCUCAGACGGAAGCGUGCUGAAGCAGCACAUGCUGAACCACUCAGGGGUGAGACCAUAUCACUGCCAGCUCUGUCCCAAGACCUACACCUGUCUGAACCACCUGAGGAGGCACCUGAAGAGCCACAACAUGAACUGAGUGAUUUUACACACACGCACGCACACACACACACACACUGCAGUCAGCAGUCAGGCUGCUACAACUGCAAAGGACCAACUAAACUAAGCAAUACACGAAGGACUGAAGAGUGAGAGAAGGAUGCUGUACAGUUGCUUUGAAAUGAAAGACACAGUUUCCUCUUUGCUGUAAAGUAAAUGUAGUCACACUAGCAAAUUUUCAAGGAUGUAAACAUUUAAAGGAAUAGUUCAACAUUUUGGGAAAUGGACUUAUUUGAUUUGUUUCUGUCUGUUAAUAAGCUGGAAGAAAGAGGCGCGUCGCAAAGGUUAGCUUUAUAGCCAGGCACACAUCCCACGACUAGAGGUGCUGAAACGCUUCACGUUGUUUGUGUCUCGGACAAAAAGUUGCUCCUGAAGAGAUUGCAAAGCUACAGCAACCAGCCGAUAAUAGAAAUAACUCUCCAUAGAAAAGAGGGUGUUUCUGUUUGUCGUACAAAAACGGAAUCCGGAAAAGCAAAAAGACAGAUUUUAGUCAGUCAGUUAGCACCGUAACGACACAAUCUGAUGUCAGAAGAACAAAAAUCCAUCGUGCACCAGCAACAAAACGCAAUUACAAAAGAGCUCUAAAGAGCUCAAUGGCUAAAAGAAAAGAAACUUACCUAAUGUAAAAUGUUUGUUUUCAUCUCACUCGCUCUUGACUCGAACUCAUUUGUUUUCUUCCCUCACUUCCGUUUCUUUUCUAUUUCCCUGAGUCCUGCGCUCCAGAGACACGAGUGUGCCCGAGCGGGUAACUUCCACUGGCCGAACGACUGACUCCCGGUUUAGUGCUGUAAAUUUUUAAUGUAUUUUUUCGGUCCUUCAUUUGUUAAAUAUCGUUACACACAGAAAUCUUGCACGCUGAGUCUGCUGCGUUUUAUUGCUGUGAAGCAAAAAUCUGCAGUGUGAGACAAAAGAGUGGACUAUCCCACCUGUUAAAAGUAUUAUAUUAUUUACAUGUUAUCUACAUUUUUACUUCGUGGUCAAAAAAACUCCCCAAAGGCUUUUCGACGGAUGCAGAAAAAAACACAGAAAAUCAAACCUGCUCCAAAAACAUAAACGACAGUCAUUGCGACGUGUUUGUUUUUAAACAUUCGACAAUUUUGGGCUAAAAAUCCCAACAGACUUUUUCUGCAAAGGCCUUAACUCAACGUGAACAUGAAUAAGUCUGUUUUACAAAAUGUGGAACUAUUCUUUAACAUCAGCACAAGCUCGUUCUCAUUCCCCACCAGGCUUUCCCUUGAGCUUUUUUUAUUUGUACAUCGUUUCUGAAGCAUGGAUACGUUUGGAUGUUAUUCUGGACAUUAUUUCGAUGAGAUGUUGUCCAGAAGCUGUAAUAUUGGUGAGAAUAUAUUUUUGGAAAGGCCUCGAUAGUGAUUGAAAUCUGUAAAUAUGCCGACAGACAAAUAUUGUGAGAGUGCAAAGUUUUGUUUCAACAUGACAUCACUUUAUUCCCAAAGGCCUUUUAUACCCCACCCCCCCCACCCCCUCCCCAGCUUUGGUUUGCAAAAU